AUGUCCUUCGCGGACAGCUUAGUCUCUUCUUGGCUUAAACCUGCCAGCGGGAAACUCCAGCAUACGCACAAGGACUACGAGAACGAGCUCAAGGAGCACAUGCGUCGCCCAGCCAGACUUGGUGUUGGCGCGAGCGUUCCCCAGGCAGCGAGCUUGACGAGAGAGCAAGCGAAGCUGAAGCAUGCUCUCACUGGCAAGAAGCGGGCUCACGACGACGACGAGGCCGGUGGCGCAAGCGGGGACGAUGACGACGACAUGGAGAGUCGGGGUAAAGCCGUACAAAAGCGUGCGCGACUAGACCCCUUUUCCACGAACAAGAAAAAGAAGAAGGGCGUGGAGACUCAGGCUAAGGCAGGCCCCUCAACGCGGGAGCAGGCCGCGACCUCGCCGAAGAAACCUCCACUGAAGGAGGGCGAGAGCGAGCAAGCCGCCGCUCCGUCAGCGCCAGCGCCUAUGAAGGUUACGCCUCUGGAUGAAAAAGCACAAACCUCUUCUCCCGAAGGCAGCGCAGGGACGUCCAAUGCGACCCCGAAGAAAAAGAAGAAGAAAAAUCGGGGCAACGCGGAGGUCCUGAGCUCGCAGGCCAGUGGCACAUUGGUGUCGAGCAGUAACCUCGCGAGUCCAUCCGUAGCAAUGAACGGUGUCUCCUCGUCUCAAAUGCAAGGAUCUAACUCCGCAGCGUCACCCACACAGAAUAGGGCUGCGCCACCCACAACAGCAACACCUACGUCGCCGCCGAAAACUAAGCCACCCCUUCCCGCUUCGUCCCCUCCAGUCAAGAAGCGCGGCUCGGACGCGGAUAUUCUCAAGCAACCUAUACUCAACCUCGACGGCCCACCUCCGUCAGACGAGUCCGAGGAUGACGACGAGAAGCCCGAGGUCACAAUUACAUCGUCCUCUAAGAAGCGUAGGAGACGGAAGAAGAAGAAGAAAAAUGGGGCUGUGCCGGCGGGAGGGGAGCAGGCGCCGUAG
This is a messenger RNA of Schizophyllum commune H4-8, 972 nucleotides long. RefSeq lists its product as uncharacterized. The transcript has 3 exons. The record is from RefSeq and is a predicted model, not a curated record. Bases 1 to 972 code for a protein of 323 amino acids. NCBI's taxonomy places the organism in Eukaryota, Fungi, Basidiomycota, Agaricomycetes, Agaricales, Schizophyllaceae.